AUGGCGGAUGAUGUUUUGGCAGAGAAAGUGUUCAAUUAUAUCUGCGGUAGUGGCGGUUUUGUUGAAUUAUAUGUUCUUUUAAAACAUUCCUCGCCCUUGGGAAGUAGGAAAUCAAAGGCAAAAGCGAAAAACUGGCUAACGAGUCAACCUGAUAGGCGUUUAGUCGUCGUGAAAGAUUUCAGUGGCGAGAUAGCAGGUGUGCGAAUUGAUUUAAGAAGAAAAAUAUGUCGGCAAUAUCACGACAAAGGUUCUUGUGGAAGUGCUCAGGGGAAGUGUAAGUUCUGGCAUAUUUGUAAAGGAUUCAUCGAAGAAAAUUGCGAUGGCAAAUGCAACCGCUCGCACAACUUUUUUGACCCAGAAAACAAAGAGAAAACAAAAGAAUUGGGGCUGGCUAAAUAUCCGAACGGGACUUUAAAACAUAUUGUUGCGUGGAGCCUGCCACAGGUUUGUGAGCUGUACACAAGGGGCAAAUGUACGUCGGAUUCAUGCUUAUACCCUUAUCUUUGUUCUCAAGCUGUCCGAAGUUCAGCGUGUUCUUGUUCUUUGUCACACAACCUCAUGGAUUCUCACAACAUGAAGAUUCUCAAAGAGUAUGAUCUGUUGCCUCAUCAGUCGAUGUCAACAGAUUUUGUUCGGUGCAAUAUCUUGGUUCCAAAGGAACAGCGUGUUCUUCACAAAGCUCAUGAUUUUUUACCAAGUGUUUGCAACACAGGUAAAAAUUCCUCUAAGGAAGCGAUGGGAGUCAUACAAGGUACAAAAAAACAAUCGCCGAAAGUGUCCGCACCAUCCAAAUUCGAAACUACAAAAUCUCAAAAUACGAAACAAAGCCCGUACAAUAAUUCGAAAGAAUUCGAUGCUGCAUGCAGUAUUCAAGAUGGAACUGAAUUUGAGACGAAGAAUUGCCCGUCAAAUCUUUUGCAAGAGAAGACAACCAAGUCGGGAACACCAAUCUGUAAGCAAAGUGAUCGUAUUAACAAUUUAACGAGUAAUGCAGCAUCACCUUCUUCUGAGAUUGGGCUUCAGUUUUCAAAUAUUCAAACUGGAGACGAUUCUAAUUCGUCCUUUGACGACAACAAGCCUGCAAAUAGAAACACCAAAGCCUUUGGAUGUAAAGAUAAUAAGAAAAAUUCGGUUGACGCCAUGAAAGUUGGUGGUUUGAAACAGAAUCCUAUAAACAAAAUGAAAAUCGAAUUGGAUGGAAAUGAUUCGAUGAAAUGGGAACAAGGAUCUUUCAUUGACAGUUCCAGAAAGGAUCCAAAUAUUGGCCAAUCGCAAAAGAAGAAAAGCAUAAAUUCUGUGAAUAAAGAGCAACAAACCAAGGCAAAGACUCAAGAGGUGGGAAAAAAUGCUGCCUGUAUGAAGGUGUUAAGUACACAACAACCGAAAAGUUUGGAGGUAUCACGUGGCACUAAAGACAGUCAACGCCAACAUGAAUCCAACAGAGCCUCGGAAAGUGCCAAUAAAGAGCGGUUUGUGGAGGCCUGGUUGUCAAGCCGCGAUUUCGUUGUUGAAUCUACUUUCAGUUGCACUGAUCGGCACAGGCUACCAGCCUCACAAGAGGCGGAAUCUGGGCGUCAACGAAAGUUGUCUGUUUCCAGUUCUUGCAGCUCUGUUCAAGACUCGCGUAAAUGUUUGCCCCCCAAAAAGGCUGUUUUCGAUUGCAUUGUGAAAGAAUACAAUGGCACGGUGCCCUUUGAUGUCAUUUCAAAACGACAAGAUUUGUGUCCUAUCGGUUGUGGGGACAUUGCCAAGUGGUUUGGAGCAAGAUCAAAAGAAAGCUUUUUAAUUAGAGAAAAGGAAGGAAUUAUUUACGAGGUUAGUGCCUUCUGUCGAAAGGCAAGGCUUUGUUUCCGGGAGAAGCGUUCUCAGACGGAUUGUCAGUACUUCCACGUGUGCAGGGAGUACAUCGCUGGCUUCUGUAGGCGUGGUAUUGGAUGCCGAAGAAAUCACUGUUUUCAGUACGAUCAAGAUAAAAAGUUAAUUUCCAAACUGAGGUUGGAUGGUUUGACAGAAGAACAACUCCGCAAUGUGUUUCAGCUUUCAAUGCCUCAAGUAUGUCUGGAUUAUAACUAUUAUGGACUUUGUACCAACGGUUUGUCUUGCAACCAAGUACAAAUUUGCAAGGAUUUUAUCAAGAAGAGAUGCAGGGAUGAGGAAGACUGUGGUCUUCGACACGAUAGCGCGUUUGCCGAAGCUCACACCAUUGCAGUACUUCAAAACUAUGGCAUGAGAGUGAUAGGAGGAAACUUUAAUUCAGUGCUUCGCACACUUUUGGUAUGCCAGGAGAACAUUUCCAGUGGUUUGGAAGACCCCAAGGGCAAACUCACCACAAAGGGAGUGGCCACUAAAGGGAGCAAGGAAGAUCAGCACAUGUGUUCGAAAGUGAGCGUGGCUGCAAGUGCCACCGCUCAGUCUGCUGAGGUUAAAGUCUUCGAAUGCCUUUGCAGCGAGUACGAUUGCUCAGCUUCUUUUUCGAUGAUUUCCAAACGAACAGAUUUGUUCCCGUCUGAAUUUAAGGAUGUAGAAGCUUGGUUUCGAAGCAAGAAAGGGAGUUUUCUCAUUACAGAAGAUGAUCACGGAAAGAUAACCCAAGUGGACGCUUUCUCUACAAAAGCACGUUUAUGUCUCAGUUACAAUAACUCUUAUUAUGGGGAGUGCAAUAGAGAGAACUGUUCGUACUUGCACGACUGUAGAGAGUACAUAACCGAUUCCUGUAACAACGGAGCGACGUGCCCGCGGAAUCAUCACUUCCACGAUGAAAGAGAAAGAGCUCUGUUGUCGACGAUUAAGCUUGAUAAGUUGACAGAUGAGCAACUCAGGAAGCUAGUGCUUUCAUCUACUCCCCAAAUCUGUGUAGAGUACAACAACGGUUCGUGUAAUCUUGGUGAGUCUUGUUCUAAAAUACACAUGUGUAGAGAACAUUUGAAAAAGUGUUUUAGAAGGGGAUAUGGCUGUGACUUACUUCAUGAAGAAGCCAUGAACAUUGAACACACCAAAGCAAUUCUUGAACGUUUUCAGCUUGGACACCAUAAAUCAGACCUGGUAAAGAAAAUUAUUCUUGUUUGUGAGCAGCGCAAGAAGUCCGCAUGUUCCAAAGAAAAAACUACAGGUAAGUAAUGUAAAAUUCUGUCAGCCCUGCGACAUCUCUAGUUUUGGUUUUAACAAACAUUUUCUGUGGUUCCAACGUAUAAUGCUAAAAACGUAGUCUACAGGGUCCACAGUUAGGUAGUUUAAUGCUGCGGUUUUCGAAACCCGAGGUACAAGAAGCCUUACUUAUUAAAUUACUUUGUCAAACGAUAAGCUUGAAAAUCAUGAUUUUAGCGGAAAGGGAAAGGUUAGCUUUAGAUAUAACACAAUGAAAGUGUUGUAAAGGAGGGAAGCUGCCAAUGAAAGACGCAGAGCUAAGGCGGGUGUUAAAAGCUUUCUACCCUGGCCGAGGGUUUAGAAAAAGUGGAUUUUCCGUGACCGUUAAGACGGAAAACCAGUCUGACCAAAGAUAACAAAAUAAAAAUGAAUGAAUAUAAAUAUAAAUAAAAAGUUCUUAUCAUAUAUAUAAAAUUAAUACUGCAUGAUAAUGCCUCAAUAGUCAGUGGAACAAAUUUUAAUCAUUUCUGAACGAGCAUCAUUUUUGUCUUUUUGACUCAAGGCAUUCUGACAAGACAUAUUCUCGUAAACAAGCCAGAUGCACCCAUUUGCGCAGAGUUUAUUCUUAGCAAAUGUACGAAUGGUUCUAAGUGCACAGGCCAUCACUGCUUUUUACCUUACCAUUGGCAAUAUAGCGCGGAUGCAGGUGAAUGGAAGAGUUUUAAUGAGAAAGACAACGAGAAGCUAGAAACACUGUAUUGCGACGUGACACUUGAGGAAUGUUCUGCUACAGGCAUGCAAAUAUCAUUUGAAAGGUAUGUUAUAGUAAUUAUACACUGA
Messenger RNA from Porites lobata, 3924 nucleotides. The record is from the annotation of a GenBank genome assembly. Lineage: Eukaryota; Metazoa; Cnidaria; Anthozoa; Scleractinia; Poritidae.